This is a messenger RNA of Brenthis ino (lesser marbled fritillary), 369 nucleotides long. Lineage: Eukaryota; Metazoa; Arthropoda; Insecta; Lepidoptera; Nymphalidae. The record is from the annotation of a GenBank genome assembly.
AUGAAUAAUUUGGUAAAAGGAAUUUGUCUCUCUCAACAUGCAGUGAUAAGUCGCUCAUUAUGUUGUACUCCAUCUAUGUAUAUUAAGCAGUGGCGAAUAGAGCAUGGACUAUCAGUCAACCGUACUGCGGAAGGAAUCCUUACCGAUGGACCUGACUACACAUUUUUGGAUGGACGACCGACACCUUUACUGCAAAAACAAAAGAAGCGAAUGCUUAAACAGCAAGAUUAUGCUACAAAAAUUGUAACAUUAUGUUCAGAAAUAGAUUUUGCUAAAAAGAGAUAUCAAGAUAUGUUAAAUGCCAAGGAGGAAGAAAGACGAAAAAUUAUAAGUAACAGACUCAAACCAAAAGGAAGAGCAUUAAGCAAA